AUGGCUGGCCAGCUACUCAGAGUGUCCUCCCUGACCACUGCCCUGUUGGCCUCCUCGGGCUUCUGCUAUUACCACGCACAACUGGACCUCAACGACCUGAGUCUGAUCCGCUUCGGACGAGCUGCAGUAGCGACUGCCUUCAUCAGCUACGACUACCUCAGUUCCUUCAGGCAUGUGGAGUAUGGGACAGAAGAGUACUGGGACCUCAAAUCCAAGGUGCAUCUACGCUCAGCGCUGCGGCUCCGGGAACUGUGCUGCGCCAACCGAGGCACCUUCAUCAAGGUGGGGCAGCACCUGGGUGCUCUGGACUACUUGCUCCCUGAGGAGUACACGUCCACACUCAAGGUACUCCACAGCCAGGCCCCAGAGAGCAGCAUGGAGGAAAUCCAGCAGGUCAUCAGGGAGGACCUGGGGAAGGAGCUAUCCGAGUUAUUCGUCUCUUUCGAAGAGAAGCCUCAGGGUGCCGCUUCCUUGGCCCAGGUCCAUAAAGCAGUGCUGCAUGACGGCAGGACCGUGGCUGUCAAGGUCCAGCACCCAAAAGUCCAGAAGCAAAGCUCCAAGGACAUCAUGGUCAUGGAGGUAUUGCUGAGAUCAGUCCACUGGCUCUUCCCCGAUUUUGCCUUCAUGUGGCUGGUGGAAGAGGCCAAAAAGAACAUGCCCCUGGAGCUGAACUUUCUCAAUGAAGGACGCAACGCAGAGCGGGUGGCUGAAAUGCUGGCUCUUUUCCCUUUUCUCAAGGUUCCUCAAAUCCAUUGGGACCUGUCCACUAAGAGGAUCCUGACCAUGGACUUUGUAGAGGGGGGGCAGGUCAACGACAGGGACUAUAUGAGGAGACAUGGCAUCAAUGUUAACGAGAUCUCAGAGAACCUUGGCAAAAUGUACAGCGAGAUGAUCUUUGUGCAUGGCUUUGUCCACUGCGACCCCCACCCAGGCAACGUGCUCGUCAGCAAGUGUCCCUGCAGUAAGAAAACGGAGAUUGUGCUGCUGGAUCAUGGCCUCUAUCAGGAGCUUCAGCCAGACUUCAGGCUGAACUACUGCCGGUUGUGGCAGGCUCUGAUCAGGGGAGACAUGGCCGGGGUGGAGACCUACAGCCGCAGGAUGGGUGCUGGAGACCUCUACCCGCUGUUCGCCUGCGUUCUCACUGCUCGCUCCUGGACAGCCGUCAAUGCUGGCAUCAGCUCCACCCCUGUUACCCGCUCAGAGGACGUUGAAAUCCGGACCAACGCUGCUCUCUACCUCCCUCAAAUCAGUGAGCUCCUGAACAGAGUACCCAGACAGAUGCUGUUACUGCUGAAGACAAAUGAUCUCCUGAGGGGGAUUGAGACCACCUUACAAACCAGAGCCUCCUCCUCCUCCUUCAUCAACAUGUCUCGAUGCUGCACCCGUGCUGUUGCCAGGCACAAGAGGAGCAAGGCCCGGACCACCACGCAACGUGCAAGGAUCACACUGGCCGAGUCCCUAAGCCUGUGGCAGAUCAACAUGUAUGAACUGUUCCUGUGGGUCAGAUGUUCAGUGCUGGGCAGCUGGCUGUCUGCCCUACUGGGCCUUCUGUACUGAGUUAGCUCCAGAGAUAUGGCUCCACAUUGGGAUAGGACACGGCAUACCAGAAGGACCUUCUG
Molecule: messenger RNA, 1619 nt
Organism: Lampris incognitus (smalleye Pacific opah)
Lineage: Eukaryota; Metazoa; Chordata; Actinopteri; Lampriformes; Lampridae
Gene: adck1
Product: aarF domain containing kinase 1
Exons: 10
Coding region: 1-1557 (518 amino acids)
Biological process (GO): lipid homeostasis; mitochondrion organization
Cellular component (GO): mitochondrial inner membrane
Source: RefSeq, a predicted model, not a curated record